CAUAAUUUGGUGAACUUAGAGCAGCGAAGGGAGUUGGUGAAGUCUUUGGUGCCCCCCCCUCAUGAGUCCCACGUUUAAAAUGCGGCCCUUCUCUCUUCGCUCCUAGGCAUGUUUGCGGUCGUUUUUGCUGGUCUCCUGGCAGCCGUGAAGGACGUGGUGGCCUACAUCUUCACCAACGACAAAGAGAUUGUGGCUUUGGUCUCCAAAGUUAUGCUGAUUUUCUCCCCUUUUCACCUGUUCGAUGCCACAGCGGCCACCUGCGGAGGGGUGCUGAGGGGCGCCGGCAAGCAGAAAGUUGGCGCCAUCGCCAACGCGGUUGGAUACUACGUCAUUGGGCUGCCCAUCGGGAUCUCGCUGAUGUUCGUGUACAAGCUUGGCGUGAUGGGCCUGUGGACCGGUUUGAUCGUUUGCAUCUCUCUGCAAGCAACCUCGUUUUUGGUUGUCGUCUUGUGCAUGGACUGGAAGAAGGCCGCCGAAGAGGCUCAGAUUCGAGCUGGACUAACGGCCAGACUGGGACAUCCAGAUGACACGGCUGGGGCUGAUUACCUUGUGGGGGAACUUGAGCUUCCCAACGGAGAUGCCCUCAGCAGCCUCGUCCACCUGGGCGAAGGGGUCGGGGGCCAGCAGCUUGUUCCAUCCGAAGAGAUGCCCCAUUUCAUCGUUUCUGCAGCCCCGGGGGCCCUGUCCUGCAAGGAGCUCCUUUUCUGGCGGGGCCUGGCCCUGCUGUUGGCGGUCACCAUCUUGAUAGCCGGGGUUCUCAUCCAUCUCCUGCUAUGAGAGGGCCGGGCCUUGUGGCGUGGCGGCGCAGAGGAGACCGGAGGGGGCAGCCCUUUGGAGGGGGCCACCUGCUCGCUCACCAGCGUCCACCCCGGGGAUCUGCGAGUGACCCAGCCUCGGAUCCAACCCUCAGCAAGGGUCGCUCCUCCACCAUUGGCCCGGACCAAUGAUGGCGUCACCUGCUUGACGUGGUUUCUCAAAACCUGCGUGGUUGAAAGACUUCAAAGCAGUUUGGAAAAUAACUCUAGAAUAAAUCAGGGCGUCUUCAGCGCACGUUCCUCGCUACCUCUU
Python bivittatus (Burmese python) is the source of this 1068-nucleotide messenger RNA. Lineage: Eukaryota; Metazoa; Chordata; Lepidosauria; Squamata; Pythonidae. The record is from RefSeq and is a predicted model, not a curated record.